GGUUUUGCCAGUUUGAGGUUUGAGUUCAUUAUUGAUGUUUCAGUUCCUCUAACAUUCACACACACACACACAGGGUAGUCACGAUGGCUUCUGAGUGUGUAGUGAGCGGUAAUAAUUCAGAGUUUGAGCUCAGGAGAAAAUUAAAAUAUUUCUUUAUGAGUCCGUGUGAGAAAUAUCGCACUCGAGGACGCAAACCAUGGAAACUCACAUUACAGCUCAUCAAAAUCGCCAUUAUCACCGCCCAGUUUGCGUGGUUUGGACUCAGUAAUGAAAUGACCGUUAUCUUCAGAGAGGAAAACCUCACUUCCUUUAAACAUCUUUUCCUGAAAAAUUAUCAGGAGCGAAAAGGCAUUUAUGCAGUUUACACGAAACAGGAAGUCCACGAACACAUCAACUAUAUCAUCAUGAGGUAUCUGACCCUGCAGAGUGUGACCGUGGGGAAUCAUGCAUUUCAGAGGGUCAACGGCACUGACACGCCCCUCACUCUCUGCCAGCGAUUUUACACACCAAAAAAAAUCUCACCUGAAAAUGAGACCUUUAGCAUCAGUCCAAAUGUGCAGACAGAGUGUGUUUAUAUUUAUUCCACAAAGCCAUUCAACAUCACAGACUUUGUUCUGGAUUUUAAAAGACUUUUAUCUCUGGAUGUCCACAUGAAGAUUAAGGCCAUUAAUCUGCAGACUGUUCGCCAUGAUGAAUUACCCGAUUGCUAUAACUUCAGUGUCACGGUGGUGUUUGAUAACAGUGCUCACAGCGGCCGGAUUAAAGUGUCUCUGCACAGCAGAGCUCACGUCAGUGUGUGUGCACAUGCAAAUGUCUCCGGAUCCAAUGCAGUGAGUCACUUCCUGUUGAUGGUGCUGUUUGAUUCGCUGGUCAUUGUCGUGUGUUUGCUCUCUCUGGCACUCUGCACACGCUCAGUAAGCGCCGGCAUGCGCCUCGUCACUGAGUAUGCUGAAUUCGUAAGUGUUAAACGAGGGAAGUCGUUAUCAUCAGCCGAGAAAAUGGAGAUCAUUAAUGGCUGGAACAUUUUAAUCAUCAUCAGUGACACCCUCACAGUUACUGCAUCAUUACUGAAGAUCUGCAUACUGAGCAAGGAGCUGUCUAAUUACACUGUAUGCAGUAUUCUUUUGGGGACGGCAACUCUGUCGGCGUGGAUUGGAGUUCUACGUUACCUCGGAUUUUUUCAGAAGUAUAACAUCCUGAUCCUCACCAUGAGGGCAGCGUUACCCAGUGCUCUGCGGUUCUCGCUCUGUGCAGUGAUGAUUUAUAUCAGCUACUGUUUCUGUGGAUGGAUUGUUCUCGGACCUCACCAUGAGAACUUCCGGUCUUUCCACACAGCAGCGUACUGUUUACUGUCCAUGAUUAAUGGAGAUGAGAUCUACUCUACCUUCACCAAGCUGAGGGAGAGAAGCACCCUGGUGUGGAUCUUCAGCAGAUUCUACAUCUACAGCUUUGUCUCCAUCUUCACCUACAUGGUGCUGAGCCUUUUCAUUGCCAUCAUCACAGACACCUACGAACUCAUCAAGAAGCAGCAGCAGGAUGGAGAGGUGUUCUCUGAUCUGCAGAAGUUUAUAGCUGAGUACAGAGAUGCACCAGCACCGGGGACAGACACAGACGCUCAUGCUAAAUAAUUCUAAUUAAAUUGAUGUUAAUUACUGCAGUGUGCUUCAGUACAGGUGUAGAUGUAGUAAAAGUUAACCAUAGGACAAAAUAGUUUCAAGAGAAGCAGGACAUUUUACCUCCUACAGCCUCAGAAGCACAUUGCUUGCACUCCUGAUGAAGGACUUGUGUGUGUGCAUGUGUGUGUGUUUUGCGAAAGGCUAAAUGCUGGGUUAAAAAUACACUUCUUCACUGUGGCUUUCGAGUCGGCUGAUUAGACUGUACUUUUUACGUUACCUCUUCUAUUUAAUUAAUUUGUUUAUUUACUUCUCUCUGUGUGUCUGUAUCUUAACUGCAUAGUUUCAUCUUUGAGCUGCUUCUUUUUGUCCUUAGACUUUUAGAUAGUUCGUGUAACACAUUGGUCAAAAGUUGUUUUAAAAUGUGCUUUAUAAAUAGUUUCCUUCAUUCAAAUUGUGUUUACUGUAUUAAUGAAAAAUAUAAAAGUCCUCAUACUUGACUGAGUAACAGUGCAGUGCGUUGUGGGUAUUCUGUACCUAAUAGGCUUACAGGAGCCUGCUGCAGUGCAUUGUGGGUAUUCUGUACCUAAUAGGCUUACAGGAGCCUGCUGCAGUGCAUUGUGGGUAUUCUGUUGUUAUUUUUCUCUUGUUUAAAUUGAGGUAGGAAUCAUUUCUGAUUUAUUUUUUAUAGACGAGACGAUGAUUUUGUUCUUUAAGGAUAACAUUAAUACUAUACACUACAUUAUCUCUUAGUAAGCUUCACUCGGCGAACAGUUUUAUCAGAAUGCUCAAAAGUUUACACCCCUUUCAACUGCUCUGUUCAUGUUUGACUUUACAGAAGAAACUGAUGCAGAAAAAUAAAGUGGAAUAAAAUUCCUCCUUUACAUCA
Molecule: messenger RNA, 2502 nt
Organism: Pangasianodon hypophthalmus (striped catfish)
Lineage: Eukaryota; Metazoa; Chordata; Actinopteri; Siluriformes; Pangasiidae
Gene: mcoln3a
Product: mucolipin TRP cation channel 3a
Exons: 12
Coding region: 84-1628 (514 amino acids)
Cellular component (GO): lysosomal membrane; plasma membrane
Molecular function (GO): NAADP-sensitive calcium-release channel activity
Source: RefSeq, a predicted model, not a curated record